This is a messenger RNA of Acaulospora morrowiae, 1443 nucleotides long. Lineage: Eukaryota; Fungi; Glomeromycota; Glomeromycetes; Diversisporales; Acaulosporaceae. The record is from the annotation of a GenBank genome assembly.
AUGUCAACGAUAACAAAGAUUCCAACUAUCUUGAUCAUAGGAGCAGGUCCCGGUGGACUUGCCUUAUAUCACUCGAUCCAGAAAAAUUUAAAUGGAUCGGAAUUAAAAUUUAAAGUUAGAAUUUUUGAAAGAGAAAGUGGUCCUGCUGAUCGUUGGCAGGGAUAUAACAUAAACAUUAACAGAUGUGGUAUUACCUCACUUCUAUAUUGCCUGCCUAGUUCACUCCAGUCCCGUCUUCCAGAAGCAAUGCCAGAUCCCGUGCCAGGCGAACAUCAUGGAUUCACUUCUAUUGAUGAUACCGGGAAUUUAUUAAUGCAUCCGCCAUUUAAACAGAUGAAAAACUUAUUUGAAAUCUCAAACUCUAAGAAUGAAUACAGUUUUGUCGUUUCCUAUAGAAAUAAACUAAGGAAUUUAUUAUUGGAAGAUGUAAAUGUAGAAUGGAAUAAAAAAUGUGUUGGAUAUGAGGAAGUUGAUGAUGGCGUUUGGGCAAUUUUUGAUGAUGGAAGUAGGGUGUUCGGUGAUUUUCUCGUGGCUUCGGAUGGAAUUAACUCUCCAAUCCGAAAGCAAAAGAUUCCGGAAUUAAAAGUCAUGGAUCUUGGAGUUACCUAUGUUAUUGUGGAUAUUUCCCCAAACAAAAAACUAAUUGACAAAUGGAUGCCAUAUUUUAGAAAUAGUUUAAUUCAUGAAUCUCUUGGUCCAAAUGGUGAUACCGUAUUCGUAGUACUUCGUCGUAUACCCGUUGAAUCUGACAUAGAAAACAGAUCUGAUGACCAAAUUCAUUAUCGAAUGUUAAUGUACUAUUCCUAUGAUACAGAUCUUGACAUAAGAGAGACAGAAUCAAAAAAUUUCGACUUGAACAAUAAUAAUAAUGUCGACCUUUUAGUAAACGACGACGACCCAAAUUCUGUAGUAAGACACGUGAUCGAGAGAAUUAAGAAAUUGCGUAAGCCUUGUGAAUUAAGAGACUUGCUGAUUGAGCUAUGGGAAUGUGUACCUCUCGCUACACCUGAAAAUUAUGAAAAAUAUCCAUUUAAUACAUAUCAUGCUCCGAGAAGGAGGCAAAUGAGAGACAUCGACCCGUUGUCAGUUGAACCUUGGGAAACCACGCGUGUCAUAUUAUUAGGAGAUGCAGUACACGCAAUGACCCCAAUUUUAGGUUUAGGUGCAAACCAUGCAUUACGGGAUGCUGUAUUGCUAACAAAAAAAUUAGAAAAUUUUGAGAAGGAAGGAUGGAAGAAAUGUUUUGAACAAUAUGAACAAGAGAUGAGAAUUAAAUCGUCCAAAGGAGUAUUGGCAUCCAGGGAAGUGAUAUUGCUUGAAAAAGUACAGAAGGGCUAUAUUGGAGCAAUAAUAAGAAGACUUAUGUAUAGAAUGAUUGACAUAAAAAAUUAUUUUGUCGCUUUCCUUACGGAUUAUAAUAUUUUAAGCGCUCCUAUAGAUUAG